GGACCAGGGCCUGCACUCGAGCUGUCAUCAUGGUCCCGCCGCCACUGUCCCUGCCGCUCUGCACGCUGCCUCCGGGCCCAGGACCUCCCCGCUUCGUGUGCUACUGCGAGCCAGAGAGUAGCGAGGCCUCGGGUCUCGGCGUCUUCCACCUCCACGUGACAGACGGCGCGGAGCUCUGGAGCGCCCGCCUCCCGCCGGACAGCGAGGCCGCACGCAAAGCCCGUUGCGGCCUGGAUGUGGAUGAGGACCUCGCCGCGCGGUUCAGGACCGCCUGCCAGCAGCAAGCCAUCGCCCUGAGCCUGCGAGAGGACCGCGCAUCCCUGACUCUCUCCGGGCCUCCCUCCACGCUGACCUUUGACCUCUCCAAGGUGCCCAGCCCCGAGGCAGCCCCCAGGUUGCAGGCGCUGACCCUGGGCUUGGCAGAGCGCGUGUGCAGCCUGGAGCAGCGCCUGGCAGCUGUGGAAGAAGCAGCCAUCAGUCCCAGGAAGAGCCCGCGGCCAGCAAGGCCUCCACUCUUCUUACCAGACCAUGAUCCCCAGCGAGGCAGCCCUGGAGCUGGGGUCAGGAGACGGUGUCCAGGGGAGUCCCUCAUCAAUCCUGGCUUCAAGAGCAAGAAACCGGCCAGUGGUGUGGACUUUGAUGAGCCCUAAAGGAACACCAAGACACCAGGCCUGUGGAGGAGUCUGCGUGGGAAGGGACACUGCCCCAAUGGGCUCACCCUGCUGUGUUGCUGGUCCCAUGUCCUUCCUAGCCAUCAAAUAAACAGUUCUGUCAGGUGGA
Molecule: messenger RNA, 780 nt
Organism: Cavia porcellus (domestic guinea pig)
Lineage: Eukaryota; Metazoa; Chordata; Mammalia; Rodentia; Caviidae
Gene: Paxx
Product: PAXX non-homologous end joining factor
Exons: 7
Coding region: 30-650 (206 amino acids)
Biological process (GO): double-strand break repair via nonhomologous end joining
Cellular component (GO): site of double-strand break; nucleus; nonhomologous end joining complex
Molecular function (GO): molecular adaptor activity
Source: RefSeq, a predicted model, not a curated record